Nipponia nippon (crested ibis) is the source of this 1329-nucleotide messenger RNA. NCBI's taxonomy places the organism in Eukaryota, Metazoa, Chordata, Aves, Pelecaniformes, Threskiornithidae. The record is from RefSeq and is a predicted model, not a curated record.
AUGGUGCUCCCCUGCGCCCGCAACAGUGUCAGCGGCGGGCCCCCCGCGCCCCCGGGGGCCCCCGGCUCAGCACACGGCAAGACCCCCGCCCGCAGCAUCCCCGCUCCCGCUGCCGCUGCCAUCCCCGCUCCGGAGGGGCUGCAGAGCCGGCGCCGCAAGCUGCUGGAGGAGGACGGCCCAGUGGUCCAGGCCGGCAAGCGGCAGCGGCAGCGCUAUGUCACCAAGGUGGGCAAGUGCCAGGUGAACCUGGGCAACAUCCAGGAGAAGAAGCGGUUCCUCUCGGACAUCUUCACCACCAUCGUGGACCUCAAGUACCGCUGGUUCCUCUUCGUCUUCAUGAUGUGCUACAUCGUCACCUGGGUGGUCUUCGGCACCGUCUACUUCUUCGACGCCUGGGUGCGGGGCGACGUCAGGCACCGGGGCGACCCCGAGUGGCGGGCGUGCAUUGAGAACGUGGACGGCUUCGUCUCCGCCUUGCUUUUCUCGGUGGAGAGCCAGCGGACCAUCGGCUACGGCUCCCGGAUGGUGACGGCCAACUGCGCCGAGGGCGUCAUCCUGCUGAUGGCGCAGUCCAUCGUCGGCUCCAUGAUCGACGCCCUGAUGGUGGGCUGCAUGUUCGUCAAGAUCUCCCGGCCCAAGAAGCGCGCCCAGACCCUCAUCUUCAGCAAGAACUGCGUCGUCUCCCGCCGGGACGAGAAGCUCUGCCUGAUGUUUCGCGUGGGGGACCUGCGGGACAGCCACAUGGUGGACGCCAAGAUCCGGGCCAAGCUGAUCAAGUCCCGGCAGACGGCCGAGGGAGAGUUCAUCCCCCUGGAGCAGUCGGAGCUGAACCUGGGCUACGACACGGGGGAGGACCGCCUGUUCCUGGUGGAGCCCCAGAUCAUCUGCCACGUCAUCAACCGCCGCAGCCCCUUCUGGGACAUGUCAGCCGAGUCGCUGCGCCGGGAGCAGUUCGAAAUCAUCAUCAUCCUCGAGGGCAUCGUGGAAGCCACAGGAAUGACGUGCCAAGCCCGCACCUCGUACACGGAGGACGAGAUCCUCUGGGGGUACCGCUUCGAGCCCUGCAUGUCCCUGGAGAAAGGCGCCUUCCGGGUGGACUACAGCCGCUUCGAGAUGACCUUCGAGGUGCAGACCCCGGCGGCCAGCGCCAAGGAGCUGCACGAGCUGAAGGAGCUGGAGCGGCAGGAGCACUCCACGCUCAGCCUCUACUGGGACCACCUCCUGCAGCCCUGCGCCCUGCCGGGGACCAGGCCCGGCGAGGAUGCUCUCACCGGGCUGAGCGUCCCCGGCAGCCGGGACGAGCCGCCGGAGCAGGAGGCCGCUGCCUGA